AUGACAUACGACAUUGCGGAAGCUGCAUCCAUGGGCGUGUCAGCUUGGCAAUAAUAAAACUGAUGCGUCCAGCAGAAGUUUUUCUGUGUCGGGAAGACUUUCGAGCACUUAAGGUCUGCAAGACAAGCGACUGUCAGUAAGUCAUUCUGUUUGAGAAGACACAAUGGCAUCAUCUACUCCUCUAUCGAAGGCCAACACCUCCUUCUGUCUGGCUUUGUUCAACAAGCUGAGUGAUGACGACAAGACCGGCAACAUCUUCUUCUCCCCCUUUAGCAUCUCUUCAGCCCUGGCUAUGGUGAUGCUGGGGUCCAGAGGCAACACAGCUGCACAGAUGUCAGAGGUCCUCUGCUUCACUGAGGCAGAGAAGCCACGACAUGCAGGAGCACAACAACAGAUGCAGAUGCAGCAGCAGGCCCAGUUCAGACUGCCACAGCAUCUGCGGAAGUGCCUGAAAACCAAAGAUUUUGAGGAUGAUGUUCACGUCAGCUUUGCCAAACUGCUGAGCGAGCUCAACAAGGCAAAUGCUCCGUACGCCCUCAACGUCGCCAACAGGCUGUACGGAGAACAGUCCUACCAGUUUGUUAAGGAUUUCUUAGUAAACACCAACAAGCACUACAACGCAGCGCUGGAGUCUGUGGACUUCAUAAACAGCUCAGAGGCAGCACGGCUCAACAUCAACAGCUGGGUAGAGAAACAGACCCAAGGUAAAAUUAAGGAUGUGCUGGCGCAGGGUGUGGUGGACGACAUGACCAGGCUGGUGUUGGUCAAUGCUAUCUACUUCAAAGGCAACUGGAACAAGCAGUUCAAGGAGAGCGCCACGCAAGAUGCUCAGUUUAGAAUCAAUAAGAAUGACACCAAGCCAGUGAAGAUGAUGCAGCAGAAGACUAAGUUCCCUUUAACCUACAUCCCUGAAGCCAACUGCCAGAUCCUAGAGAUGCCUUACAAACAGAAGGAGCUGAGCAUGCUCAUCUUUCUACCCAAUGAAAUAGAGGACAGUACAACAGGUCUGGAGAAGCUGGAGAAGGAGCUAACCUAUGAGAACUUUGUAGAGUGGACUCGACCGGACAUGAUGGAUGAAGUUGAGGUCCAGGUGGGGCUGCCGCGGUUCAAGAUGGAGGAGAAGUAUGACAUGAAGAACGUCCUGAUCAGCAUGGGCAUGGUGGAUGCCUUCGACAUGGCAAUGAGUGACUUCUCUGGCAUGUCUCCUGCCAACGACUUGGUACUGUCAAAAGUGGUCCACAAGGCUUUCGUGGAAGUCAACGAGGAGGGAACUGAGGCUGCCGCUGCCACUGCUGCUGUCAUGAUGCUGCGCUGUGCCUUGCGUCCAGCCACCUUCAUCGCAGACCACCCCUUCCUCUUCUUCAUCCGACAUAACCCCUCCAUGAGUGUCCUGUUUGCUGGCAGAUACUGUUCUCCUGAGUAAGCCCUGCAUCAACUGGAGCGGAGUUAAAAUACAUCUCUUAUUAAUGAUAAUAUUAACUACUGGAAGAAUGUUGAGAAUCACCACUCUAGUUUCUUGAGUUGCUCUGACUCCCGUCCUACAUUUUGAACACCAGAAUGAUGAGUAAAAUCUAUGCUGGUGAUUUUUUUUUUUUUUUUAACUGUGGCUUGCAUCGCCUCUUACAUGAGUGACUUUGCGUUCAUUCUCUGCCUUCCUGAACGUUAGGUUCUUGCACUGUUUAUCUUUUGCACCUAAAUGUCUGAAACGCACGUAUGGCCCUAUUUGCUGCACCCUUACACCCUACCCAUGUUUAUCUAUACCAUUAAAGUCUGGUUUAUCUUAUCUUACACUUUACACCCUUUGAAAGAAUUUGCCUUUGUGUCUGUUAUGCCUCAUUUUUUUUCGACCUCCAGCUGUACGUUUAUACCAUGUGCCAGUGAGACAGCUGCAAGAUUCUCUGCACUUUUCAUCUUUUUAUAUAUUCGGUUAACCAAAGAGAAUGAAGUGGUGAAAUCACAUUGUCAGAUAGGUAUGUCCUUGGACAUUAUUAGAAAUGUAAUCAAGUGCAGUUACAUGUAAAUGUACCAUCUUGCAUAUAAGAAAAAUAGACUAUAAAGAGCUUUCAUGAAGCUUUGAAUUAGUUAUUUUUCUGCAUGCUUGUGCUUUUACAUUUGGAAUAAAUGUGUGUGGUUUGCAAA
This is a messenger RNA of Scatophagus argus, 2139 nucleotides long. Its product is annotated as leukocyte elastase inhibitor-like. The coding region runs from base 164 to 1423 and encodes 419 amino acids. Lineage: Eukaryota; Metazoa; Chordata; Actinopteri; Scatophagidae. Gene Ontology annotation, molecular function: serine-type endopeptidase inhibitor activity. The record is from RefSeq and is a predicted model, not a curated record. The transcript is spliced from 10 exons. Gene Ontology annotation, biological process: negative regulation of endopeptidase activity.